CACUCGUCGACGUGAAUGUUUGGGUGAUGAGCACCGGUCGCCAUGGACACCGAGAGCGCCGGCACCAGCGCUCUGCGUUUGCGGGCCGAGAGCGCACUGAGGGCUUUGGCCGAGGGUCGGCGGCGCCUGGCACAUGGUGUGACAGCUGUGGCUCAGUUACAAGAGGCUUUGGAAGAGCUGCGUGAGACCCAACUGGGUAUCAAUUUGAGGGAGGUGCAGGAGAGCAUCGUGGAGCAUAGUGCGAUGUAUGCCAAGAAUCCAGAGGUCUUGGGUGGCAUGUUGCAUUUGGUCUUUUCUUUGGAUUUGCUAAAUCAGUGGCAAAGCAAACGCGAAGAGGACCUUCAGGAACGCUUCCGACAUUUGGAAGCCUUGCAGGCAGAGAUGAUGUGCUCUCGUCACACGGUGGAUCAGCUCACCAAAGAGGUGCGUGAGGUUACGAGCCUCUCCGUUUCGGGUGCGUGCCCCGACACGCCCACCUCCCCGGGCGCUCGUCCCGCGCAGUGGGAGCUGCAGGAGCUGCAGCAGGAGAACGCCCGGCUGCGGCAGCUCCUGGCGCAGCAAAGCGCAGAGCCGGUGGCGCUGGAGCCGGUGGCAUCGCCACGCAGCGCGCGUGGCAGCGCGCACAGCGUGUGGUUGGCGGCGUUGGAACCAUUGGAGCCGCUGCUGGCGGCAAUGCCCAUGGGAAGUCAAGAGGCGCUGGAUUUGCAGGAAGAAGCUUGUGAGGCUUAUGGCCAUUUGCGGCGUGUGGUGCUGCAAGCCGCUCGGGUCUGAUAUGGGCCAAAGUUGCCCGCCAGCACGGUGCCAAUGUUGAAUAUUGGGAUAGGUCCAAAAAAGGUGCUACGUUGUAGGAUGUUGUAGGCCAGAGUG
This is a messenger RNA of Durusdinium trenchii, 867 nucleotides long. Lineage: Eukaryota; Dinophyceae; Suessiales; Symbiodiniaceae. The record is from the annotation of a GenBank genome assembly.